Molecule: messenger RNA, 966 nt
Organism: Lathyrus oleraceus (garden pea)
Lineage: Eukaryota; Viridiplantae; Streptophyta; Magnoliopsida; Fabales; Fabaceae
Product: ADP-ribosylation factor-like protein 8a
Exons: 6
Coding region: 229-783 (184 amino acids)
Biological process (GO): protein transport
Molecular function (GO): GTP binding; GTPase activity
Source: RefSeq, a predicted model, not a curated record
UUCGGAAUUGAUUUGAUAUAUGAGUGCGGUAAAACAGUGCAAAAGGAGGGAACAGAGAGGGAGGAGGUUUGUGUGAAGAACGAAAGGUGAAUUGGAUUCAGCGAAGCUUCUAGAAAAUAUCUCUCUUUCUCUCUCGUUUUGUUAGAAGAGAGAAUUCGUAGAUCUGAUUUUUUUCUUCUUUCUUUCGAUCGAUUGUUUCGUCAUCAGAAUUAAGUUCGGGAAAAAGCAAUGGGAUUGUGGGAAGCUUUUUUGAAUUGGUUACGCAGCCUUUUCUUCAAGCAGGAAAUGGAGUUAUCUCUUAUAGGACUGCAGAAUGCUGGAAAGACUUCCCUUGUAAAUGUUGUUGCUACCGGUGGAUACAGCGAGGACAUGAUUCCUACCGUGGGAUUCAAUAUGAGGAAAGUAACAAAAGGCAAUGUUACAAUUAAGCUAUGGGAUCUUGGAGGGCAACCUAGGUUCCGUAGCAUGUGGGAACGCUACUGCCGUGCGGUUUCUGCUAUUGUUUAUGUUGUUGAUGCUGCUGAUCCAGAUAAUCUUAGCAUAUCAAGAAGUGAACUUCAUGAUUUGCUGAGCAAACCAUCAUUGAGUGGUAUCCCUCUAUUGGUGUUGGGGAACAAGAUUGACAAGGCAGGGGCUCUUUCUAAACAAGCGUUGACCGACCAAAUGGAUCUGAAAUCAAUUACUGAUAGAGAAGUUUGCUGUUUCAUGAUCUCUUGCAAAAACUCCACCAACAUUGAUUCUGUUAUAGACUGGCUUGUGAAGCAUUCCAAAUCAAAGAGCUGAGAAACUACUGUGUUUUGAACUCUGAUGUAACAUCCCUGCGACUCAUUUCUGGAUUUUCUAGUGGCAUUUGCAUGUCUAACUCUCAGAUUGGUUUAUUCUUCCCUUAUCUAAGGUGCUUUGCAUUGUGUAUUAUCGGUGUAGCUAUAUCGUUAAAAAAUCACAGAAUUGCUUUUGCGAGAGGAA